This is a messenger RNA of Trichoderma harzianum CBS 226.95, 1298 nucleotides long. RefSeq lists its product as hypothetical. The coding region runs from base 307 to 1008 and encodes 233 amino acids. The record is from RefSeq and is a predicted model, not a curated record. The transcript has 2 exons. NCBI's taxonomy places the organism in Eukaryota, Fungi, Ascomycota, Sordariomycetes, Hypocreales, Hypocreaceae.
CCAACGGCGCAGUGGAACGAUCCAGCACCAUCGAGAGCUUCUGCACCCAAGCUUUUUAGCGCACAGACACCUAAAACCCCCCAAUCACAGCAUCCAUCGAUUCAAUUCAUUCAUCCAUCCGUCAUCCCAUCGACCAAAGGCUGCUGCUGUUGUUUUUGCUUCAUCCCGCCCGCGAUUAUUUAUUUCUGCAUUCACUCCACCUUCUCGACAACGGCGGUCAACUGCCCUUCAAACGCCUUUUAUUGAUCAUCUUCAUUUGCAAUCUAUUUUCAACUUCUUUCCUCUGUUUGCAGGCCUCAAUUCAUCAUGAGCGGGUCGCGGCCACUGCGGGGCGGGUGCCAAUGCGGCCGGAAUCGUUACAUCAUCGUCAUCCCAGAGAAUGGCAUCAAGGACGCUCAGGUCCUGUUUAACACUGAGCCACAGCAUCAGAUCCCUCUCGCAACACCUCUAGCAGCGUACAUUCGUGUGCCGCUAUCAUGGUACCACAGCUCUACGUACGCCUUCUUCCCAGAUGAAACGCACACCAUGAUCCGCAAGGUCUACUCGCAUCCAAGCCAAGACUACUCCAAACGGCAUUUCUGCGGCUUCUGCGGGACGCCCUUGUCGUAUUGGUCCGAGGAGCCUCGCAGCGAGGCCGAGUACAUCAACCUCACCCUGGGAAGUCUGCUUCGGGAAGACAUUCGAGACUUGGAGGACAUGGGCCUGAUUCCCGAAGACGAAGAGUCGCCGCCUAGAACUGAAACUACCCCAGCGGUGCCGACGAGAAGAACCGCCCUCCAGCAGUCGUUUGGCGUGCCGUGGUUCGACGGGCUGAUUGAGGGCUCGCGGCUAGGAAGCAUGCGCAGGAGCUAUGGCGCUACGCGAUCGCGCGAUGGGCAGACGAGCAUCGAAUGGGACAUUGUCGAGUAUUCGGAGAAUGGCGGCGGAGAAAUGGAAGUGGAAGAGGAUGAGCCUGCCGGGGCAGUGUCGACGCAGCAGCUGGGCAAAAGGAAGCUCAGAGAUCAUUAGUCUGGAUAGGAUUUAUGCUCGGUACAAAGUCUGUUGUAUAGGCGGUUGAUAAGGGAAAAGCGAUGGGACCUGGUUUAGGGCAUGGCAUGGCAUAGCCCGGCCUGUUGCGUGUAUAUGAGCUGUCGCUUACGGCUGCUCCCUUCUUUUUUUUCUUUCUCGGUAAGGCGUUUAUUGUUUUGUUCUUUUGUUUUUGGCUCGGACAGUGGCCGGCCGGGGUGUUUCACCUUUAGGCGUAUCUCAUGUCGGCGACAAGACAGAGGCUAUAUAGACACGAAUGGGAUGAGGCAAGU